Molecule: messenger RNA, 5431 nt
Organism: Pyricularia grisea
Lineage: Eukaryota; Fungi; Ascomycota; Sordariomycetes; Magnaporthales; Pyriculariaceae
Exons: 10
Coding region: 784-5235 (1483 amino acids)
Biological process (GO): protein phosphorylation
Cellular component (GO): cytoplasm
Molecular function (GO): ATP binding; protein serine/threonine kinase activity
Source: RefSeq, a predicted model, not a curated record
CUGAACCGCCGGCCCAAAAAGGCCCAGCACUGACGCAAAUUCAUUUUCUUGUUCCUGAGGAUUGACGCUUGGAACAUUUCUUCCUUUUCUGGAUUAAAACGCCGCGGCCCGCUAAGCAAAGAAGCAAAAAAAUAUAGAUUUCUCCGUGCAUCCAUUGACUCAAGAUCAGACGCAGGGACAAACGCUGCAAAGACACACACACGCACGCGGGCAAAAGCUUAGGCCCGCCGCGUCCCCAGCGAUUGGAAAUCACAGAGGCCCGACGUUGGGCAUAAAAUUUACUAGGGGGGGAGGGACAAAAAAACAACAAAAACAAAAAAACAACCUGCCGCAAAACUAAACAACAGCCCGCCCCGUGCGAAAAGAAGCACCCCUCGGCUCAUUUUACCGAAGAGAAAGACGUGUCGGUUUUGAACGAACAAACGGCCGAUUCGAAGCCGACAAUAAAAUAGAAAAAAAAAAAAAGGAAGCGAUUCAGAGACACACCGCAAACGCGAAUCCCGCAUGGGCGAACCACGGAAGCUUUUGCAGCGAACUGCAUCGCGAACCACCUUUGUGCUGGGGGGAUCUUGCAGCCACAUAACAACUGCUGCUGCCCUUCAACGUGGCGCCCCGUUCCAGUAAACCCGCCCUCCGAACGUCUGCACCGCUUGUAGAGACCCUUGUCCCGGACCGGCGGACACAUCACCGUUUCGCUGCUCCUACGAUCGACGACAUACCGCACUACAUCUUUGGGCCAAAAGCCUCCCGUGAGGAGCUGACCCGGUUUUGUCGGGUGCAAGCAUGACACCCCCGGGAGGCUUUGCCGAGCGGGCGUACAGCGGCAGCAAUGGCAAGGUGGUGGCCAGCAGCAGCGUCAAUAACAGCGGCGGUAGCAGGACUCCGGCAACGCCCAGGAAGAAUUCUACGGCCAAUUUGGCAAGGGAGAAGGCUCUUCAGGACCCGGGACUGAGGGAUUACCGUCUCGGAGACUGCAUCGGCAAGGGCGCAUUCGGUUCCGUCUACAAGGCCUUCAAUUGGGGCACCGGGGAGGCGGUUGCCGUCAAGCAGAUCAAGCUGGUAGAUGUGCCGAGGAGUGAACUGCGGAUGAUCGAGGCCGAAAUCGAUCUCCUCAAGAACCUACAUCAUGACAAUAUUGUCAAGUAUAUCGGCUUUGUGAAGACAUCGGACUGCCUGAACAUCAUCCUAGAGUACUGUGAAAAUGGAUCGUUGCAUUCCAUCUGCAAAGCCUAUGGAAAAUUUCCAGAAAAUCUUGUGGGAGUAUACAUGACGCAGGUCCUCCAGGGUUUGCAGUACCUCCAUGACCAGGGUGUUAUACACCGCGAUAUUAAGGGGGCCAACAUUCUUACUACCAAAGAUGGCAAAGUCAAACUGGCCGACUUUGGUGUGUCAACGAGCACUCUUGCAGGACCUGACAAGGAGGCUCAGGUUGUCGGCACCCCUUACUGGAUGGCUCCGGAAAUCAUUCAACUCUCCGGUGCAACUUCGGCCUCCGACAUCUGGAGCGUGGGGUGUACAGUGAUUGAGUUGCUGCAGGGGAAGCCCCCAUAUCAUAACCUCGCACCCAUGCCCGCAUUGUUUGCUAUUGUCAAUGAUGAUCACCCUCCACUGCCCGAAGGAGUGUCUCCUGCUGCGCGUGACUUCCUGAUGCAAUGCUUCCAGAAGGAUCCCAAUUUGAGAGUGUCGGCAAAGAAGCUGCAGAGACACCCCUGGAUUGUUGGCUCCAGGAGAAGCGAUGCGCCUGUAUCAAAAGCCCCGUCCAAUUUUAGCGAAGCUGUCGAGGAGGUCAAGCAGUGGAACAAGGCGUUAAAAUCUUCAGAACAUGGCCUAAGGGUCUCUAUCGGCCCCGACGGUGCACAUCACCCGGGAAGCAACGGUAUCAAGAGCACAGCCGCGGAUGGUCACCGGUUGAACGUGAUCACGAACAUCAAGGGCCCUCUGACGCUAGCCAAGCCAAGGCCUAUGGCUGAUGCUUUCAGGUCUCCUGAAAUACCUGACAAUGAUAAUUGGGACAACGAUUUUGCAACAGCAAUCUCACCAAGCGCACUGCAUUUACCACACCUCAAACCUCAGGACAACUUUGGGGGCCUGUUGUCAUCUGAUAGACUUAAGGCUUUUGCCUCUAUCGACGACAGCAGGAACCUUUCGGCCGAUUGGGACGAUGACUUGGGGGGAAGUGAACAGCUCGUGACCAUCAAGGCACCUCGAGCGCAGCUCUCUGAUCCUGAUAUGCAACAAACAAUCCGGCCCACUCCACGAAAGAAUGAUCACUCGGAAAAACGUGAGAAGAAGGCAGCGGUCCCUGACUUCAAACUGCAACAGACAAGCAAGACGAAGCAGAGCCGAACCUCAGCAAAGUCCCCAACAAAACCGCACUUUCCAGCAAAAUUCACCAUACCACCGCGGCCCGAGUCCAUGUUUCGAGAGCAUUCUGUCGAGGACUAUUCAGACAUUCUGGAGGACAACGAUCACGUAUUUGCCGAAAAGAUGGGUCUGGUGCCAAAAGACAGCCCGCAGCUCUUCCAUCCCUCAGAUCUGACCAGCUUGCCUCGGUCCAUGCAACCUCCUAGUGGCGGCAGCAUGCGGCGAGCUGCCCAGCCGAGACCUUCAGUUCUUCCAGACAGGAAUAUGCGGAGGACGCGGUCGUCAAUCGAGAUACAACGAUUCGCCGAGAACGAGAGUGAUGAGGACUUUUCGGAUAUCUUUGGUCCAAGCGAUACGCUGACCGAGAGGGAUGAAAGCGACCGCGGCUCCGAGGACGGCGGGACGGGCGGUGGCAGGAUGAUCCUGUCCAAGUUGUCCAACAACUCAUGGCUGGGAGAUGACGAGGAUGAGGAUGAUCCUUUUGCACUGUUAGAUCCUGGAUGGGACGAAAUGGACCUCGAAGCCAAUAUUGCCAGAGAUCGCCAUGCGAGACUAUCACACAAGGUAGAGGAGCUCGUGCGUUCCUUGAAGACGACGGAGGGAGAGGACACCCUACUAGUGGUGUCUGAAGAGUUGUUGAGUCUUCUUUGGGAGAACGGUGAAGUCAAAGAUCUCAUCAUCAGCGCUCAUGGUCUUUUACCUAUUCUUGAAAUCCUUGAGCCCUGUACGGUCAAGAGCCGACAGCACAUGAUCUUGCAACUGCUCAAAAUAGUCAACGCGAUUAUCCUUGACGAUGUUGAGCUGCAAGAAAAUCUUUGCUUCGUAGGAGGCAUCCCUAUCAUCACAAAGUUUGCGGCCAGGCAGUACUCCAACGAGAUACGGCUAGAAGCUGCGGCUUUCGUCAGGCAGAUGUAUCAAACCUCAACCCUGACGCUACAGAUGUUCGUCAGCGCCGGUGGUCUGAACGUCCUUGUUGAGUUCCUCGAUGAGGACUACGACGCAUCAAGGGACCUGGUUCUCAUUGGUGUCAACGGCAUCUGGAACGUGUUUGAGCUUCAGGGUCCCACGCCCAAGAACGACUUUUGUAGAAUAUUUUCUCGCAGCAAGAUCCUGGACCCGCUCGCUCUCGUCCUUCACAAGGUAUUGGAUGAAGAUGACAAGAGCGAGCUUACUGAGCUUGUCGAGGGCCGCAUUGUCAACAUUUUCUACCUGUUUUCACAGGCAGAAAACUAUGUCAAGGAGGUCGUCGCUGAGAGACAGGUCUUAAAGACUGUGCUCAGAGACCUCCGCCGCAUGUCACCGAUACAUCAAAUCACCAUGCUGAAGUUUAUCAAGAACCUUUCCAUGCUAUCACUAACCCUAGAAUCGCUCCAUUCGGCCGAUGCAAUAGAUUUCCUCAUCGAACUAUUGAGCUACAGCAUGAAGAAGGGUCACAAGCACUUCCGAGAGAUAUCCAAUCAGGUGCUGAAUACCAUGUUCAACCUCUGCAGGCUGAGCAAAGAAAGACAGGAGUAUGCCGCUGUGAAUGGCAUAAUACCACUCCUGCUGAAAAUCAUGCAAACAGACAGGCCGCCCAAAGAAUUCGCUCUGCCAAUCCUUUGCGAUAUGGCUCACUCUGGAAGCAAAGGGCGGCGGUAUCUCUGGCAGAACAAGGGCCUGGACUUUUACGUUUCGUUGAUCGCGGAUCAGUACUGGCAGGUCAGCGCUCUCGACUCCAUAUCCGUCUGGUUGCAGGAGGAAACUGCCAAGGUGGAGACUCACCUAUUGGAUGGCAAGUUCACUGCGGCAAUCACAUCCUGUUUCAACACCAUCAAAACCAAUGCUUUUGACUCUGGCGUCUUGGAGCCGCUGAUCAAGAUACUACGACUGUCACCGUCACUGGCGGCGUCGUUGGCCAAGUCGGAAAUGUAUUCGGGCCUUGCCCAGAAGCUUGGCCACAAGAAGGCUCAAGUGAGGCUUAACUUACUUCGUCUGGUGCGUAACAUCAUGGACGCGUGCGUAUCUGAAAGCGGCGGUAGCAGCAUGUCAACGGCGAGCAGCGGACGCCAGCUCCGCGCUCUAUUCGAGCAAAUCAGGGUGCUUGCUGACAAGGACCCGGCGGUGCUGGUGCGCAACCUGGCCUCGGAACUUCUGCGCUCCCAUUUGGAUCCCGAUGGCGUCACAAAUCCCAUCGGAUUGACUACAUCAACUUCUGCGGUCGGCAACGGAACUAAUCCCCUUUCGUCUGCUGUGCCACCAUCAUCAAGCGGAGCGCCAUCUUCGCGGUCUAGAUCCGGACCUAGGCGCACAAGCUCGUACACUCCACCUGGGCUAUCCUCUUCGGCAUCCGCGCCGCCACAGACGCCUACACAUCAUCAACGCCCCUCGCAACCAAGUAUUUACACCGAGGUGGCCGUGACGGCGACGCCGCGGCGGUCGGCAGCCAUAGCACAGGAGCGAGACAGCGGUGGUGUCUUUCGUCCGCGUAGCCGCGACGGAACCGGGUCUUCGGGCUCCUCAUCCUCGAUACCGAGACGUGUCAGUGGCGAAGGGGGUGCCAUACUUCUCGGUGGCAAGAACGGCGUCAGCAGCAGACUGCCGCGCACAUCUAGCGCAUAUGGCAGACAAAGCAUAUCAAUGGCGCCAGGACGUUCGGAAAGCUCUUCUUCAAACAAGGAAAACACAAACAUUGUACAAAUGGGGGGUGGUGGGGAUAGCAGGUAUCACACACCAACCACGGCCAACUUUGAUCAGCAUGACGUGGAAUGGGAACGGGAGAGGGACAGGCAAAGGGGGGAUAGGGCUGAGAGGGUUGCGGCCCAACAACACAAACGGAGGAGCCGCAUGACGGCCAGUUCUUCGGACAUCAGACAUGGGGCACCGUCUCGAUGAAGGAUCAAUGAACGUUCGAACACGAUGGAUUCAUUGACAUGGUAUGAGAAAUCAUACCGUCUUUUUUUCUUUUCUUAGUGUGUGUAUAAGCAGCGUGACGGGGGGUCAAAUACAACGGGGAGCAUGACUAGGUACUUAUGACGCAUUGCAUAGUUCAGCGAGACUUGAAAACAUAUGUUGUUAACAUAGCAGUGGC